UUGGGAGAAAUGUUGUGGAUCAAGUUUGUGCACCUCAAAAGUGUUUAUAUGUUGAAAGACACCAUCGGGACGUUAUAAAUAAUCACCCAUCUCACCACAACAGCAGUGUUUCCUUGCCUUUGGUGACGAAAGGUUAAUAGCGUGAUCUUGGACUUGUACUGCUAUACAUUUAAGUUGUAGCAAUUGCAAAAACUGUUGUUGUACCUGCGGAGAAAUCGAUCACUCAUCAACUCCUCAUCUUCAUCAUGAUGUUUCUUCUUCGUGCGCUGAUGCUGUCGCUUCUCUUCGGUGCAUCGGCCAAAGUUGUGCAGGAUUUUCAGAAAGAAUGCGGCCAAUUUUUUGCAAACGGGAGAUCACCAACAAUAUUUCCUGAACCACAAUACAAGCAGAUCUGUCAAACUCUAAAUGGUAAUUGUUAUUAUGCCACACUUUAUGACACUAGUAAAAAGAUCCCCGUGUACUCUGCCUACAAGUUUGAAGGAGUAAUGGGCUGCACAAGAACAGACACGUGGUACGUUGAACCUCAAAUUGAUGAUAUUACGAAAGGAGGAAAUAUGGACUUUUCGAGGACUGUGUAUAUACAACAGCGUGGACUCUAUCAAGCUGUCAAUAGUGAUUAUGAGGGUUCUGGAUACGACAGAGGUCAUCUGGCACCGGUCUACCUGGCAAACUCACAGAGCUGUGCUGAUGCCACCUUCACUCUCACCAAUGCUGCUCCACAAACCAAAUGUUUUAACAGAAUUUUUUGGUUUGAAAAAGAACAAUCACUGGCAAAUAAACUGAAAAAGGAUUGUUUUUCACAACAGGUUUACAUUGUGACAGGGGUGGUACCAGGUACAACAAACAUAGCAAAUAGAGUGAACGUGCCCAGUUAUUUCUGGACUGCAUACUGCUGCUUAGACAACAAUAAAAGAUGUUCAAUCUCAGGAGGAUUUAUCGGGAGCAAUGAAAAUGACUCCAAAAUUAGGGAAAUGAACGUAGCUGAUUUACAGAGAGAGUUGACAAAACUUUAUGGAAAAACAUUUCAAUUUUAGUUUCAAUAAUAAUACUAAAAACAGAAAGGGCUUACAUAAAAUAGUGUGAUUUGCAAUACUUAUUUUGAGUGAUAUUUUAUGCAGAUUGUAUUUUCGUUACAAUUAUAAUCCUUACUGUCAAAAUCAUAAAACCUUGUGCCAGAUGGCAUUGAUUUUUUUUUUCAUAUAUUUUUUACAUUUCUAAUAUUAUAUGUUAUAUAUACUAUAUUAUAUAUGUUAUAUAUAUUAUAUGCAUUUAAUUUAAUAUAGAAUAACAUAAAGAGAGUGACAAUUGUCUGUAGAAUCAUAAUGAAAAUGAUUUGAUUUUAACUUUUAGCAUUAUAAUAUAUUAGCUGUAAAACUAUCGACUUCUUAUACCUAUAAUAAAAAUCAUUAAUACUGCAAACUUUGUACUGGAAGCUUGUGUAAAUUUUUUUUACAUAACCAGAUGUUGUUAGUUUAUAUGGUAUCUGACUGUAUCAGACAGCACAGUAAAAAAAAAACAAAAACAAAAUGGACCGGUCAUUUUUACCAGGAUAUUAACCAUUUCUGUAAACCUCAAUGCAAUUCAAAUUAAUAAAUAAAUAAAUAAAUAAGG
Molecule: messenger RNA, 1611 nt
Organism: Puntigrus tetrazona (Sumatra barb)
Lineage: Eukaryota; Metazoa; Chordata; Actinopteri; Cypriniformes; Cyprinidae
Product: endonuclease domain-containing 1 protein-like
Exons: 4
Coding region: 246-1034 (262 amino acids)
Molecular function (GO): nucleic acid binding; hydrolase activity; metal ion binding
Source: RefSeq, a predicted model, not a curated record